Molecule: messenger RNA, 453 nt
Organism: Dracunculus medinensis (Guinea worm)
Lineage: Eukaryota; Metazoa; Nematoda; Chromadorea; Rhabditida; Dracunculidae
Source: the annotation of a GenBank genome assembly
AUGGACACCGCUUGUCGGCACUCAAGGGAUGUUCAAAUCAGUCUAGAGCAUUGUAUGACAGAUCUUGAAUACGCUGAUGAUGUAGUCCUGUUUGCUAACAAUUAUGACGAAAUGCAGGUAAUGCUAAAUAAUGUGUCAGAAACUGCAGCAAAAAUAGGCUCAGAGUCAACAAAUGUCGAGGAAAUACCCGAUUUUAAAUACCUUGGGUCAACUCUAGUACCAAAUGACCAGGCAAAAGAUGAUAUUAUAGCCCGGAUUACGGCAGCUAAAAAUGCGUUUUUCCGGUUGACGAAACCUUUGUGUAGGCAUCGUGAAAUUACCAUUAACACAAAAGACUGGAGUGAUACUGUCAGGAAAGAUCUUGAACAUAUAGGCGGACCUGCAAUGUAUGGACUUAGACGAUGGAAAAAGUUAACAUCAGACGGCGCCUUUGGAAGUUUCUUACCCUUGUAG